Cladophialophora immunda is the source of this 2525-nucleotide messenger RNA. RefSeq lists its product as hypothetical. Bases 1333 to 1956 code for a protein of 207 amino acids. Gene Ontology annotation, cellular component: plasma membrane. The transcript has 5 exons. NCBI's taxonomy places the organism in Eukaryota, Fungi, Ascomycota, Eurotiomycetes, Chaetothyriales, Herpotrichiellaceae. The record is from RefSeq and is a predicted model, not a curated record. Gene Ontology annotation, molecular function: acetate transmembrane transporter activity.
CCUCGAUUGUCUCUGCAACCUUGCCGCGCAGAAUGACCUUGCCCCAGCGUCGACGGCUGAAUCAGGCACAUCAUGCGACCGACCUCACCUCGGUUCCAGCUCGAAUUGCACCACCGCUCUUCCUCAGGCGAAUGAAAGCAGGACGUGGCUGAGCCCCAUGCGACUUGCAAACACUCGUCCGACCGUCCCGGGGAACCAACCCCAGCCUCCACGUACACAUUGCUGUCCGUUCUGCGGGGAAGUGGUUUGGACUACGGCCAUAGAGGAUCGCUGACCGCUCGUAUUCCCCGGGACCUUUUUGGCAUGGCCGUGGCUCCUCCCUCCUCCUCCUCCACCAGCUCCACGCUCCACAUAUUGCCCGAUGGAAGUCCUCGAAGCUAAAUCAAUCCUCCCCGCCUGGGGUUGCCAUUCGAAUUAACAAGUUGACCAUUGGCAGCAGGUGCCAAUAAUUUCCUUGCGGGGUCUGUUCCAGUCAGCCAUUGCCAAUGUCCUAAAAAUCGAAUCCGAGCAGUUGCUCAACGCCAUGCCUCUUCUCGAUUGGCUUUUCUGCAUGCUCACAGGAGCAUCGAUUGACCUUGGCCGACCCUGGCCCUGGACCUUGCGCCCCUCUGAUCCUGGAUGACAGUGAGCCACGCGACGCCUAGCCCGUCCCGCUAAAGUACAAGGAAAUGGAAUUAUUUCUGUGACCGAUGCAUCGGAUGCAUUCGAGAUGCCUCCCUCGCACUGCAUAAGGGGUCGGCAGUUUAACCCUGACCAGUUAGCAUUCAUUCCUCUCACAUUGUCCACAUCAGAAAAGCUGGGCUCUUGCCAGGGUCUACAUUUUGUCCUGGCCCCACGUCCUGUCACCACCCUACCCAUGGCGCGCUUGAUGCUGGAGGAUGCGGCGAGGGCCAGAAGUUCGGGUGGAAGCAAAUAAAGAGGGUGGAAGCUGCUGUGGCCUGACCCCCGUCGCCCACGGUUGAAAUAGCUGCCCCUUGCGCCCAUCUGGAGCUCUCGCAGUCUUCUAAGUGCUGUCCAUUUUUUGUUCUGUGACUGAUCUGUGAGAAUAACAAACGUCCGAGAUGGCGACCGACCUUCAACACACCCCUACCUCCACGGAAAGGGACAUGAUCGAAGAAAAGCCUGGGUUGUCGCAUACUGUCUCUUCAGGCGCAAUCUCUAUCAGUCCGGAACUUUUCGAAAAGCUCUACCUUACUCCCAAAGUUCCUCAUUCCGGCGACAACAUCAAGCGGUUCGCCAACCCGACUCCGCUCGGUUUCGUCGGGUAUGCCCUAGACGCAUCACCUUGCGAGACAGUCAUACUGAUGGACACCUAGCUUCGUGAUCUCGACUAUGACUUUUGCCAUGGUCAUGAUGGGCUGGGGUGGCGCCAGCGGCCUCUCCCCCGUGGUCGGAAUCUUCUUCUUCGUCGGCCCGGUCCUCCUGGUUUUGACAGUCAUCUUCGAAUGGAUCAUGGGCAACUUCUUCUCCAUGAUGGUCUGCGGCCUCUUCGCUGUGUUCUGGCUUUCCUUCGGCAUGCUUCAGCUCCCCACGCUCGGCCUCGCGACGCCAUACUCCCCCAGUGGGACCAAUGCCGUGAUUGGCUCAGCCUCAAAGGAGUACAACGCUGUUAUCGCCCUCUACUUGAUUGUAUGGGGAUUCGCGUUGUUUACCUUUUUCAUCUUCACGCUGAAGACGAACGUCGUGUUUGCACUCAUCUUUUUGUUUGUCACGAUAGGCGCGUGGGUGUUGAGUGGUGCCUACUGGAAAGUCAGUACCGGAGAUUAUGAUACCGCGGGGGAUUUGCAGAAGACUGGCGGAGCUCUGCUCUUUAUAGUUGGCUGUCUGGGCUGGUACAUGACUUUUGUCAUGAUGGCAGCGGAGAUGCGUCUCGCCAUCAAGCUGCCCGUGGGCGACCUGAGCCACUUCUGGCCGAAGACGGAUGUGGAGAUGGGAAGGGCCGAGAAGCAGGCCUAAGGGCUCCUUCGCGAGAGCUGCAAGUCCUGAGGUCGCCAACUCGGCAGGCCUCGUCCCCGUCGUCGUCCCUAUCCAUGUCCGAAUUCCACUUCGCCUUCGAUCUCUCGAUUAUUUGUUGCAGACGCAAGUUUUUGGCAGAAGCCAACUGGAGAAAGAAGUGAACAAAGCAAUGAUUGCGUAUCUACCAAUGUGCUCUUAUCAGGAGAAAGGCUGCUCAGCAGAGAAAGACCUGGUAGCACGUCCUGUUUGACGGCUCCUCUUUGGUGUCUCCCAGAAAGGUCGAUCCCCUGGACGAGAAGCGCGAGAUGUGAGGAUUUUUUCCCGCUGAGGGCGGCUCAUCUCUCCCUCCACGCUCGUCCUUUUCACCACUAAUUCGCUCGUUUAACCAUUUGACCUUUUAGGUAAUCAGCGACACAAAAGUCAUGCAGAUUGCGAUCACAGUUGAGCAGUUUUUUAUGUCCCGAAUGAUACCACUCUACACCACCGGCGAGGGAGGGAGAACAAAACCUUGAGUAAUGCGGAUUCAGAAUCGCCCAAUGCAAGGCAUGUUUUCAAUAGCCCGAUACUCC